Molecule: messenger RNA, 2931 nt
Organism: Diachasma alloeum
Lineage: Eukaryota; Metazoa; Arthropoda; Insecta; Hymenoptera; Braconidae
Gene: Nmdar2
Product: glutamate receptor ionotropic, NMDA 2B
Exons: 16
Coding region: 7-2931 (974 amino acids)
Biological process (GO): synaptic transmission, glutamatergic; monoatomic ion transport; modulation of chemical synaptic transmission
Cellular component (GO): postsynaptic membrane; plasma membrane
Molecular function (GO): NMDA glutamate receptor activity; transmitter-gated monoatomic ion channel activity involved in regulation of postsynaptic membrane potential
Source: RefSeq, a predicted model, not a curated record
GUGGGCAUGGUCGUGCCGUACAAGGCAUUUGGCACUCGUGAAUACACGAAGGCAGCCACCACGGCAAUCAGUGUGCUUCAGCGGAGCACAAGAGGACCAAAACUAGGACUAUUCAGUCACUACGACAUCCAUGUUCACAUAACCAUGAAGGAGCUCACACCGAGUCCAACUGCCAUUCUCGAUUCUUUAUGCAAAGAAUUUCUCCCUGUGAAGGUAUCAGCAAUCCUCUACUUGAUGAACUAUGAGCAGUACGGUAGGAGUACAGCAAGUGCUCAGUAUUUCCUUCAGCUGGCUGGGUAUCUCGGCAUUCCCGUGAUAGCCUGGAAUGCGGAUAAUUCCGGUCUAGAGAGGAGAGCCUCGCAGAGCUCCCUUCAGCUGCAGCUGGCGCCGUCGUUGGAGCACCAGACAGCAGCAAUGCUGAGUAUACUCGAGCGAUACAAGUGGCACCAAUUUAGCAUUGUAACAUCGCAGAUUGCUGGCCACGAUGAUUUCAUUCAGGCUGUCAGAGAGAGAAUAUCCGACAUGCAGGAUACAUUCAAGUUUACAAUAUUGAAUGCUGUUUUGGUGACGAAACCCAAUGACCUUAUGGAAUUGGUGAGCAGUGAGUCGAGGGUUAUGCUGCUUUAUGCUACUAGGGAGGAGGCAAUACACAUUCUGACAGCUGCCAGGGAUCUCAAGAUCACUGGGGAGAAUUAUGUCUGGGUUGCCACGCAGAGUGUCAUCGAGAAUCUUCAAACGUCCAAUCAGUUUCCGGUUGGAAUGCUGGGCGUCCACUUCGAUACCAGCAGCACAAGUCUGGUGAAUGAGAUCGCAACGGCGAUAAAAGUGUAUGCCUAUGGGGUCGAGGACUUUGUGAACGAUCGUCAAAAUGCUCACCACAGCCUCAACACGACACUUAGCUGCGAGGGGCUGGGAGAGUCGAGGUGGAACACUGGUGAUCGAUUCUUCAAAUAUUUGAAGAACGUCUCAGUAGAGGGCGACCAAGGUAAACCGAAUAUUGAGUUCACUCAGGAUGGAGUUUUGAAAGCAGCUGAGCUGAAGAUCAUGAACCUGCGUCCUGGGGUCAGUAAACAACUCGUCUGGGAGGAGAUUGGCGUGUGGAAGUCUUGGCAGAAGGAGGGACUGGACAUAAAGGACAUAGUUUGGCCGGGCAAUUCGCACACGCCGCCCCAGGGUGUCCCCGAGAAAUUUCACUUGAAAAUAACCUUUUUAGAGGAGCCACCGUAUAUCAACUUGGCCCCGCCCGAUCCCGUCGGUGGCAAAUGCCUGAUGGAUCGAGGGGUUCAUUGUCGGGUCGCCAAGGAAGCUGACAUGGCUGAAAUGGAUAUCCAAUCAGCCCAGCGAAAUGAAAGCGUUUACCAGUGCUGCAGUGGAUUCUGCAUUGAUCUGCUCCAAAGAUUUUCCGAGGAAAUUGGAUUUACGUAUGAGCUCGUCAGGGUCGAGGACGGUAAAUGGGGGACGUUGGAGAAUGGAAAAUGGAACGGUCUGAUCGCCGACCUUGUGAAUCGUAAAACCGACAUGGUACUAACAUCCCUCAUGAUAAAUUCCGAGAGAGAAGCAAUAGUUGACUUUACAGUGCCUUACAUGGAGACUGGAAUUGCCAUUGUCGUAGCCAAGCGAACGGGCAUCAUCUCGCCUACUGCGUUUCUAGAGCCUUUCGACACCGCCUCAUGGAUGUUGGUGGGUAUCGUUGGAAUUCAUGCUGCCACUUUUAUGAUUUUUUUGUUCGAGUGGCUGUCACCAUCAGGCUUCAACAUGAAGACGAAUCCAUCUCCAAAUCAUCGUUUCUCCCUUUCGAGAACAUACUGGCUAGUCUGGGCAGUGCUAUUCCAAGCUGCUGUACAUAUUGACUCACCGCGAGCAUUCACAGCGAGAUUCAUGACCAACGUCUGGGCCAUGUUCGCUGUCGUGUUCCUCGCCAUUUACACUGCCAACUUGGCCGCCUUCAUGAUAACGAGAGAGGAGUUCCACGAUUUCAGUGGUGUUGAUGACCCACGACUAGCAAAACCAUGGAGCCACAAGCCAAUGUUCAAAUUUGGCACGACACCUUGGAGUCACACCGACAGUACACUAGCCAGAUACUUCAAGGAGAUGCACAUGUACAUGGAGCCGUUCAAUAAGAGCAAUGUAUUCGAGGGUAUUGACGCUGUUAUCAGUGGAGAUCUCGAUGCUUUCUUCUACGAUGGAACAGUCUUGGAUUAUUUGGUAACCCAAGAUGAGGAUUGCCGAUUAUUAACCGUGGGCUCGUGGUACGCAAUGACUGGUUAUGGUCUUGCAUUCUCGAGGAACUCUAAAUACGUUGAGAUGUUCAACAAACGUCUGCUUGACUAUCGAGAAAACGGGGAUUUGGAGCGAUUGAGAAGAUACUGGAUGACAGGCUCAUGUAAACCAGGCAAGGAAGUACAAAAAAGCAGUGAUCCACUGGCCCUCGAGCAAUUUUUGAGUGCAUUUCUGCUGCUGAUGGCGGGAAUACUUCUGGCAGCUUUUCUACUGUUCCUUGAGCAUCUCUACUUCAAGUACAUCAGGCAUCAUCUGGCAAGGAGCGAUCGGGGCGGAUGCUGUGCCCUGAUCAGCUUGAGCAUGGGUAAAUCCCUGACAUUUCGUGGCGCUGUAUUCGAAGCGCAGGACAUUAUCCGUCAGCACAGGUGUCAUGAUCCAAUAUGCGAUACACACUUGUGGAAGGUGAAACACGAAUUGGAUAUGGCGAGGAUAAGGAUACGACAGCUGGAAAAAGACCUCGAGGCGCAUGGCAUAAAGCCCAGCCAGCCCAGAUACUUAGAUGCUGUCGAGGUGUCACGGCCUAGGGAUAUGACGAGAAGCAUGGUAGCCAGCACGGAAUUCGCGGAGGGAUUUUUGCCAACAGAAAUUUAUAGGCUUCCAGAGGACGACUCCACACGAACAGAGAUAGCGGAAAUAGAGACAGUUCUGUGA